Messenger RNA from Saccoglossus kowalevskii, 420 nucleotides. Its product is annotated as zinc finger protein 507-like. The record is from RefSeq and is a predicted model, not a curated record. NCBI's taxonomy places the organism in Eukaryota, Metazoa, Hemichordata, Enteropneusta, Harrimaniidae.
AUGAAGAACCUCAUGACACGACAUCAAAGAACUCAUGAGAUUAGUCGAAAGUACAAAUGUAAUCAGUGUGACUUUGUCACUGUCGAAUUGUCUGUCUUGCAAGACCAUCUCAAAAUCCAUAAUCAAAACCAGGAGUUGAUGUUGAAAUGCUCGGAGUGUGGUUACUCGUGCAAAUGUGAAGAACUUCUCCGAGAACACAUGUGGAAACACAUUGACAAGAUUGCACCGCAUGGGAUAGUGCAAGUGCAGAUGGAAGGUGCGCAGAAUGAAGAGCCUGCUAAGCCAGCUGAUGGUGAUCAAGUAUCAAGUGAUCCCUCACCUUUGUCUAACUCUCCUGUUAGCAGUCAGACAGUUGCUUCAAAACCACAGCCAACAUGCACCAUCACUUUUCAAGUGUCUGUUGUGCGGGUACGUGUGUGA